Molecule: messenger RNA, 5698 nt
Organism: Sebastes umbrosus (honeycomb rockfish)
Lineage: Eukaryota; Metazoa; Chordata; Actinopteri; Perciformes; Sebastidae
Product: clustered mitochondria protein homolog
Exons: 30
Coding region: 627-5570 (1647 amino acids)
Biological process (GO): intracellular distribution of mitochondria
Cellular component (GO): cytoplasm
Molecular function (GO): protein binding; mRNA binding
Source: RefSeq, a predicted model, not a curated record
UGAAGAGGAGCAGAGACAAAAUACUGGAGGCUUGUUUUUGUGCUUUUGGGGGAGAGGUUUGCUGUGUCAUGCCUUGUGUUUAAUUUCCAAAAAAUAAAGAAGAGCCUCGUCCUGAUGCUGCUUAUUUAUACACCUCCUGCACGUGCUCACAUUCAAGGUUGAUAGAGAGUGCAUGGACCGGUCUGAAUACAGGAAGUUACAUCAUGAACGGCAGAGAGGUUGCCCUCUUCUGGACUUGGAUGGGUACUAGUCUGUGGGUGUGCAUGUGUGUGUGAAUAGAGGGGCCUACAUGCUCUCUCUCACAGCUCCUCUCCACCCAUGAAGGACACACACACACAUAACACACAGUUUGUCUAACGUGUUUUUCGCAGCAAGGCCGGGGGAGCAUCCUGCUGUAGAGGAAAGACUGGGAAGCUCUCUGAUUUCAUCAGGAUGAACAGCAGAGGAGUCUGGAGAAGAUGACACAGACUGGCAGCCUCUCCCUCUCUCUACACUGGCUGGAUUCCCACAGAUCCAACAUCAUUCCAGGGUUCAUCUGAUGAGAUUUAGCCGCCGAGGUUUUUCAGUCCUCUCCUCUGUAAGGCCACCUGCACAGUUGUAUUGCUGUUUUGGUGCACCGAGGCAUCAUGGGAAACAUAGUCCAGUGCUGUCACACACUGUCAAACUACCUCAAGUGUAAGGAUACACCGGUCCAGGGUGAGGCAGAAAGAUCCCCUCUGCUAUCCAGCGAAGAGAGUGAAUGCGAAUCACCGAGCCUGCCGGACGACUCGGAGGACGAUCUGUCAACCGUCUCCAACGGCGUGACAAACCCCACCCUCGAACCAGAGCACUUCCUGUUUCCCGACAUCAUCCUAAGCAGCAACCCGGGAGGAGAAGUGACUCUGGUGGAGCCGAUGGUGUGUCUGCUGGUGUCUGAGGAGGACGAGGGAGCGAGGGCGGAUGAGCCUGGAGAUGAAGGGAGCAACAGGUGGAGAUUUAGGGGGUUUUCAGAGGUGGAGACGCAGACCGAAGUGGAGACACACAUGGGGGUGCAGACUCAGACAGAGUCACAGGCAGAAGUUCAGGCACAAGCAGAAAGACUUGAGACUGUGGAGAGAGAAGUAAACACACUAACAAAUGCUGGCACUACUAAAGAGAUGGUUGUGGAAGAACGUGAAAUACUAAGAGAGGUGGAUGUGCUCUUGGAGGCACAAACAUCACGAGAGAGACACUCUGGGACCUGGGCUGAAGUUUCUGAGAGACAGACAGAGAAAAACAAACUGUCCUUCAGAGUCAGAGACAAGGAAGCUGAACCGGAAGAACUGAAAGGGAAUCACAUCCAUGAGGAAUCGGCCACCAAGUCAACGAAACAUACAUUUCAAACCGAACAAAAUGCAAAGCUAAUAGAGGAGUUAAACACUGACGAAGAGAAACAGAAUACUGCUCAGGAAAAUACAGACUUUGCCUGGACAGAGCCGAUACAAGACAAAGAGCAAAACAUUGAGUGCACCUCAGUGAUGCCGACUCAACACAACAAUAUGGAUGAGAAGUCACAGAAGGAAGUUCAGCUGACAAAAUGCAGCAUCAACAGCACUGCAGUUGUGGAGACCUUUGACCCUGCUGAGUGUCGUGUGGACCUAACACACCAGAGUAAUCAGGAUAAUGAGCAGAUGGGACAGGCCACUGUGGUGUCACAUCAGAAUGUAAAUGAAAAGGGCACAAAAACAAACACAAAUCUGUCUGAGGACCAUAUAAAUGGAGAUCAUAUUCAAUGCCAGGACCCGGCAAAGAUGGAGGAGGACGACAACAAGACAGCUGUGCCACAUGUGGAGGAGGAAGAGGCUGAGAUGAAGCAAACCUUGUUUUUAGUGGACAGGCUGUUUCUGGCAGCACCACAUGUCAAAGCGCCUCCGAGUCAAAUUGAGGAUGAUCGCCAACAGGAGUCUGAUGCUGAAAAGAGGAAACUCAGUGACGUAGUUGAUCUCCAAGAGACCGACUUCACUGUCAGAAUUCAGCCUCCUGGAACAGAAAGUUUUGAGCUUCAGGUGUCGGGCCAGAUGUUGGUGGCGGAACUGCACCAGGUGCUGAUGGAGCAUGAGAUCACCUGCCACCGCACAUGCUUCUCCCUCCAGCUGGGCGGCGUCGCACUCGACAGCCUCACAGAGCUGAGCUCCAUCCUGGGCAUCCGGGACGGAGCGCCGAUCAAGGUGGUGGAGGGUUCUUACACGGUGCGUGAUGCUCGUCUUCAUCUCAGACACGUUCGUGAUCUUCUGAGGAGCCUCGACCCCGCAGAUGCAUUCAAUGGAAUGAACUGCAGCUCACUCUCUUACCUCACCUUUUACACCAGAGGACACAAAGACGGUGAAAGUGUGGGGAACAGGCGAGCUUCUGAAAAGGAGUCUGUUGACUGCAGCCCUCCAGAAUACGUCCUCCCUGGAUGUAAGGACCGACCACUAACUCCACUGCAGCCACUCAGAGAUGACUGGAAGCCAUUACAGUGCCUGCGGGUUCUGACCAUGAGCAGCUGGAACCCUCCUCCAGGAAACAGGAAGAUGCAUGGGGACUUGAUGUACCUCAAUGCCCUGACCAUGGAGGACAGAGAAGUCAACAUUACAUCCUCUACACGCGGUUUCUACCUCAACCAGUCAACUGCCUUCAACUUCAACCCUAAACCUGCACUUCCCAAAAUCCUUUGCCACUCUCUAGUUGAGCUGCUGAGUCAAGUCAGCCCUGCUUUCAGGAAAACCUUCAGUGCCCUGCAGAAGAAGAGAGUCCAGCAACACCCUUAUGAGCGGAUCAGAGCACCUUUCCAGGUGUUCACCUGGACCGCCCGUCAUAGAGACCACACCCUCGACUGUGUCAGAGCGGAGGAGACGCACACCAGUCGCAUGGGCCAGGACGAGCACACAGCUGGGCAGAGUCGGGACUGGAAUGAGGAGCUGCAGGGAUGCAGGGAACUCAGCAGGAACUCCCUUCAGGAGCGCCUACAAAGAGAGAGGAGCAUAUUCAAGACAAACAGUGACUUUGUUGCCGCUGCAACACGAGGCGCCGUUGCCGUUAUCGACGGUAACAUCAUGGCGUUGAACCCGGGGGAGGCGCCUCAUAUGCAGAUGUUCAUCUGGAACAACCUGUUCUUCAGCCUGGGGUUUGACAUAUCUGAGCACUACCAGCCACUAGGGGGCAACGCUGCUGCUCACGCUGCUGCCAUCUGUGACCUGAGGGGAGCACAGGCAUACGCAUCUGUGGACAUAGAGGGGCUUCACACACUUGGAACAGCCGUGGUAGAUUAUCGUGGCAUCCGUGUUAUCGCUCAGACCAUCGUUCCUGGGAUACUGGAGAAAAAUCAGGAGCAGAGUGUAGUCUACGGCUCUAAUGACUAUGGAAGAACUGUUUCCACACACCCCAGGUUUCUGGAGCUUCUGGAUAAAACCAGUAAACCGCUAAGAAUCCAGCGUCACCAGGUGCUCGACCUCAGCAACAGCCCAGUGGAGCUCUGCUCUGGCAUCGAGACCAAAGGCAUCCUGGGUAAUGACGGACGACCCUACAUCUUGGACCUCCUCCGGACCUUCCCCCCCGACCUUAACUAUCAGUUCUCUGAGACAGAGGAGAGGAGGAGGGAGGCGCCGAAGAAGUGUCAGAGCUUUGGUUACCCACGGCGACACCAUCACAGACUGGCCAGCCUGAGACCAGAGCUGAUAGAGGCCUUCGUCCAGCACAGGUAUGAACUUUAUGUCAAGAUGGUGUCCCAGGGGCUCGUCCAACCGGAAGAGCAAGACAACGCUACGGAGCAGAGUGAAGACCCGGUCUGUGAGCCGAGAACUGGAGACGAAUUUCAGAGAAGAAAUGUGAUAAUGAAAGCUUGUGAGGCUGUCGGAUCAGUGAGUGACUCCUGCUUUGACAUCCGCUUCAACCCUGAUGUUUGCUCUCCAGGUGUUCGUUUCCCCUCUGAGUGUUUCGAGGAGGUUCAGAAGCAGAGACAGCUGUUAUGGGACGCGGCUGCUUUUCUGCUGACCAAUCAGAUUCCCGCAGUGCUGAGGGACUGUCUCGAAAACGCAGCGGUGCCGAUGGAUGGAGCGACCCUGACCUCGGUGCUACACCAGCGGGGUGUGAACGUGCGAUACCUGGGCAUCCUACUGAAGGAGCUGGACAGGGAGGAGGAGAGAGGAAGACUCAGCCACAUACAGAGAAUUUCUAUCGGUGAAGUCAUCAUCAGAAGUGCAAAACACAUUUUCAGGACCUUUCUACAGGAUGUGGAAGCAGCAGCUUUCUCCGCUGCUGUCAGUCACUUCCUAAACUGCCUCCUGAGCUCCUCCUCCUCCUGUUUCCCCGACUCCUGCUCCGAUGAGCUGCUCUCUCGCCGCAGGAGCCGGCGGCGACGGAGCCACGGGGGUCGAGUCGCCUUGUUGACAGACAGUGUGUGGGCCAGAAUGACCCCCAGUGAGCUGUGGGGCCGGAUCAGGACUGAAGCUGGAGAUUAUUACCACUACAUAAUAGACAGUGAAAGUAUAGAUGAAGUAAUAGAAAAGCACAGCCUUCAGAGGAUCUCCCUGCUGAGAGAGAUGGCCAUCAAGACGGGCAUCCAGGUGCAGCUGAGGGAGUAUGUGUUUGAGUCUCGACACAGGCCAGUGUUCAGUGAGGAAGAUGUUGUCAACAUGUUCCCCGUGGUCAAACAUCUCAAACCUACAGCAACGGAUGCCACGUGGCUCGUGCAACACGCACAGGUGGCGAUGCAGCAGGGGCUUCUCAAAGAUGGCUAUGAGUUGAUUAGCCAGGCCCUGACUCUGUUCAGCAGCGUAUGUGGGGUCCUGCACGAUGACGUGUGCAUGUGCCUGCGUCUCCUGGGACGGAUCUGCUACAUCCUGGGGGAAUAUGCAGAUGCCCUCAGCCACCAGGAAAAGGCUGUUAUGAGUAGUGAGAGAAUCCAAGGUAUAGACCAUCCACAGACCAUACAAGACUAUACUUUCCUGGCCCUGUACUGCUUUGCUGGAGGCCGAAUUUCGACCUCCCUGCAGCUGCUGUAUCGCGCCCGGUACCUCGCCCUGCUGGUGAGCGGAGAAGACCAUCCACAAGUGGCACUGCUGGAUAGUAUGCUGGGUCUAGUACUUCAUGGACUGAUGGAGUAUGACCUUUCCCUGAAGUUCCUAAAGAAUGCCUUAAUUUCAACCUCAAAAUAUCACGGUGCCACGUCACUGAAGCACGCACACAGUCACCAUCUGCUCGCCACUGUGUACGAGAGUAAAGGAGAGUUUCGAUCCGCUCUGCAACACGAGAAAGAGGCUUAUUCGCUAUAUAAGAGCCAGGUUGGGGAGAACCACGAUAGUACGAAGGAAAGCUCCGAGUACCUGAAGAGCCUCACCCAGCAGGCUGUGAUCCUUCAGAAAGCCAUCAACCAUAUCUACAGUAACACACCUAGUGCCUGUAUUCCACCUCCAAAGUUUGCCACACCAAGCCUUCCCAGAAUCCUUCAGCAGCUCAACCUGACAUGUGGAAUCAUUCUCAUUCCCCUCAGUGAAAAAGAAAUUGCAGACCUGAGGACUGAAUUGAAAGGAAACGUAAAGGUUCAAAUGGAAGAGCUGGAAAAAAAGACUUAAGAACUGCAGACUACAACCCUGAACUAUGGACCAAACGGACAGUUACGAUAGAACAUCUGUGUAGUCAGUCAGACUCCUGAAAAUGGCUGCAGACAAAUGUGCAACUUGCAAAUUGCUGGUGAUGACAG